This is a messenger RNA of Rhincodon typus (whale shark), 1410 nucleotides long. RefSeq names its product b(0,+)-type amino acid transporter 1. Gene Ontology annotation, biological process: amino acid transmembrane transport. Gene Ontology annotation, cellular component: membrane. NCBI's taxonomy places the organism in Eukaryota, Metazoa, Chordata, Chondrichthyes, Orectolobiformes, Rhincodontidae. The record is from RefSeq and is a predicted model, not a curated record. Gene Ontology annotation, molecular function: L-amino acid transmembrane transporter activity.
AUGGACGCAAGUACACGAAAACUACAUUUAAAACGUGAAGUCGGAUUAAUCAGUGCUGUUUGUUUGAUUGUUGGGACAAUGAUUGGCUCAGGCAUCUACAUGUCCCCAGAAUGGGUGUUACAGUAUAUUGGGAGUCCUGGAGCUAGCCUUGUGGUAUGGACAGUCUGCGGAUUGGUCUGCACAAUAGCUGCUCUUGCAUAUGUAGAACUUGGCAGUGCCAUAAAAGAAUCUGGUGGAGAGUACAUAUAUAUCCUGAAAAAGUUUGGUCCUAUUCCUGCCUUUCUGUUCUCUUGGACCUCAGUGUUUAUAGCUAGACCUGCUGGAAUUGCAGCAAUGUCUUUGAGCCUAGCGCAGUAUAUUGCAGCUCCAUUUUAUGAUGCAUGCUUACCCCCGUCUUUUGUGGUUAAAUGCACAGCAGCUGCGAGCAUCUUAUUACUCGGUAUUAUAAAUGGUCUUAAUGUAAAACUGGCAACCCGCAUUCAAAACAUUUUCACUUUUGCUAAGCUACUGUCUCUACUUAUCAUUGUCAUUGGAGGGAUAGUGUUGCUGUUCAAAGGACACAUGCGCAGUUUUCAGAAUGCCUUUCAAGGAACAAUGGCAGGAUUUGGCUCAAUGGGAAUUGCAUUCCAACAAGGAAUGUGGUCCUAUGGUGGAUGGAAUAAUUUAAAUUAUGUGACUGAAGAAAUCAGACGCCCUGAGGUGAACCUGCCUCGGGCUAUAUUGAUUUCACUUCCAUUGGUGACCCUGCUGUAUUUAAUGGUAAAUAUUAGCUACCUGGCAGCCAUGAAUCCAACUGAGAUGAUGGCAUCUGGUGCUGUGGCUGUAACAUGGGGAAACAGAGUGCUGGGCAGCUGGGCUUGGCUAAUGCCAUUGUCUGUUGUUCUUUCCACAUUUGGGUCUGUAAGUGGUAGUUUCUUCACUGGAGGACGCAGUUGUUAUGUAGCAGCCAGAGAAGGUUCAUUGCCAGAUAUUCUGUCCAUGGCUCACGUGCAUCGUCUGACCCCAUUGCCUGCCCUUUUAUUUACAGCUCUCAUUGCUUUGAUAAUGUUAAUCCCGGGAGAUUUUGGGUCAAUAGUCAAUUAUUUCAGUUUCACAGCUUGGAUGUUUUAUAGUCUAACCUUUGCUGCACUGAUUAACAUGAAAAUUAAGAGACCACAUCUUCAUCAACCCUUCAAAGUACCGAUGCUUGUGCCAAUUUUCAUGCUAAUUAUUUCAGCCUACCUGGUGGUGGCGCCAAUUGUUGGUGAUCCUCGGAUUGAAUACUUGUUUGUUUUUUUAUUCAUGUUGUGUGGUCUCCUGAUUUAUUUCCCUUUGAUUCACUUCAAAUUAUGGGCAGGCUCGUUGGGCCAGGUAACCGUGUUUUUGCAGUUGCUGCUAGAGGUUGCACCAACCCAGGCCAACCUGGACUGA